AUGACAAAAUCAAGAAAGCAGAAGCAGAAAAAGCAAGAUUUUCUGAGAAAGAAGUUGAAAGUUGGAAAACCAAAGGAAAAAGCAAGUAAUGCUACCGAUACUUCUUUCGUUUCCAAAACCAUCUCUAUUAGAAACCAACAUCUAGACCAAAAUCCACAUGAUCUGACGAAAAGAUUAACACUAUUGAAGCACCAUAAUAUUAAUGUGAGAAAGGAAACAUUAACAACAUUUCAGAAAUCAAUACCGUCUAUAAUAAAUUCACGGCUCAUGACACCAUUACUUACACAAAGUAUACCGCUAAUUUGUGAUGAAUCGCAACAAGUACGUCAGGGACUGAUUGAUCUUAUAGAUGAAAUUGGUAGCCAUGAUGCUCAAAUCCUAAAAUUACACUGCAGUAUUUUUGUUUUAUACAUUAGCAUGGCGAUGACACAUAUAGUUACACAAAUUCAGGCGGAUUCAACCAAAUUUCUCUCUCACCUAAUGAAAUACUGUGGUGAUGAAGUGGUAAGAAAAUCUUGGAUCAAACUUUUGAAUGGUGUUUUAGGAGUUCUUGGCUGGGGUCAGGUAGGUAAGAAUGAAAGUUCUAAUAUAGUGCAAACUAAGAAGCGUAAUGCCAAGUACGUUACUGUUCAUCUCAAUACUCUGUAUACUCUUGUUGAAUGCGGAUGUCAAGAUGAACGUGCUAGAGGCGACAGAGACACAUCAGAGUUUGUUGAUGACAGUACUAAUUUACGAAGCCCAUAUUUAAUUCCUGAUUACCCUCAGCCUUUCGAGCAUUUGAAGCUGUUUACUAGAGAACUAAAAUUCGAGGACACAGCUUCCAAUCGAACAAACGCAGCACUUCUUUCACUGGCUACACAAGAUAUCGAUACUCGAAAAGUGGCCUUUAGCGAACAAUUUCUGCCUAUAGUGCGCAAGCAAACUGAAACAAUUAUCAAGGAAGGUGGAGAAUGUGGUAAGAGUGCAAGCAAGCUUAAAAAACUGCUUUCAAGUAUCUUUGAUUAA
Saccharomyces mikatae IFO 1815 is the source of this 1005-nucleotide messenger RNA. RefSeq names its product Ipi1p (gene IPI1). The transcript has a single exon. The record is from RefSeq and is a predicted model, not a curated record. Lineage: Eukaryota; Fungi; Ascomycota; Saccharomycetes; Saccharomycetales; Saccharomycetaceae. Gene Ontology annotation, biological process: rRNA processing. Bases 1 to 1005 code for a protein of 334 amino acids. Gene Ontology annotation, cellular component: nucleus.